Molecule: messenger RNA, 3342 nt
Organism: Medioppia subpectinata
Lineage: Eukaryota; Metazoa; Arthropoda; Arachnida; Sarcoptiformes; Oppiidae
Source: the annotation of a GenBank genome assembly
AUGAAUUCCUACCGUAAUUGUUGGGAAAUAAAGUACGUGUUCGUAAACACCACUACCUGUCCCAUCCCGUCCAACUUCUCUAUAAUGAACGGCCAGUUGCACGACAAAAGUGUUCAUUAUAGGGAGAGUUCAUCCAGCGGGAGGUUCUGUUAUAGGAGGUGUUCAUCCAAGAGAAGUUCACUCAAGAGAAGUUGGACUGUAUACCUGGUCUUAUUGGCCGGUAUACCAGCGCAGGGCCAGAAGAUACAAAACACCGGUCACGUGGAUUACUUUAAAACGACAUUAAUACCAUCGCCAGUUAGCCCAACCCCCACCACCAGCACUACCACAACGCCGGGCUCACCGCCACAAUCGCCCAUAAAACCCGUGGUAAACCACCACCGGUGCGACAAUUCGCGCUGCACAGCGCCCGUACCCACCAAACUGAACGUACAUCUCGUCCCCCACACCCACGACGACGUCGGUUGGCUCAAGACUGUAGACCAGUAUUACUACGGCUCGCAAUCGCACCAUAAGGUGGCGGGCGUCCAUCGCUGCUGUGGUCAGAGCACCGGCGGUUCAUCUACGUCAUCUACGGCAUUCUUCUGGAAGUGGUGGCGCGACCAGAGCGAAGAGCACCGGACACAGGUGCGCGCGCUGGUCAAUGAAGGUCGGCUGGAGUUUAUUAGCGGCGGUUGGGUAAUGCACGACGAGGCCAACACCCAUUAUCAGAGUAUUAUCGACCAGAUGACCUGGGGCCAUCGACGCCUACAGGACAUGAUUGGCCCGUGUGUUGUGCCCACCAUUGGGUGGCAGAUCGACCCGUUUGGCCACAGCCGCGAAUCGGCCCACUUGUCGGCCAUGUUUGGCUUUGACGGCCUGUUUUUUGCCCGAUUAGACUAUCAAGAUAAAAAGCUCCGGUCGGCUGAACAGCGCAUGGAGUUUAUAUGGCAGGGUUCGGGUGAUGUCGGCAGGAGUGCCAAUAUCUGGACCCACGUGAUGGCCGGCCCGCUGUACGGCCCGCCGACUGGCUUUGACUGGGAGGGCGACGGCGAGCCCAUUAUCGACGACCCGGAGUCCGACGACUAUAAUGUAAACAGAAUUGUGGACAAGUUCUUGGAUUACGUUAGCAAUUAUUCGGCCAAUUAUGCCACUAAUCAACUGUUUAUUCCGAUGGCACAUUUCCACCCAAUACAGUCGGCCAACAACUGGUUUACGAACAUGGACAAACUGAUCCGGUACGUCAACGGCCGGCAACGUAACGGAUCCAAUAUAAACGUGUUUUACUCGACGCCCACCUGUUAUCUGUCGGCUGUCCAUCAGUCCAACAACACUCUCACCACUAAAGCCGACGACUUUUUCCCUUACGCUUCGGACGGCAAUACCUAUUGGACGGGUUAUUACACGUCUCGACCGGCGCUCAAACGGUACGAAAGGGUUGGCAACAAUUUUUUACAGGCGUGCAAACAGUUGGACGUAUUGGCCGGUAUGGGCGGCGUUUACGAUAAGGAGGUGACUGCCCUACGCGAAUGGCAGGCUGUUAUGCAACACCACGAUGCUAUAACGGGCACCGAAAAACAACACGUGGCCAGUGAUUACGCCCUCAAACUGGCCAAGAGUAUCGCCGGCUGCGAACGGGUGGUAAACAGGGCUGUGGCCAAAUUGGCCGCAAAGUCAAUGGCCAACCGGACUGUCCAGUCCUUACCGGAGCAGCUAUUUUGCCAACAGUUGAAUGUUAGCGCCUGUGAGUGGACCGAGUCGUUGAACACAUCGCUGGCCGUCACUGUGUAUAACCCGUACGGACAGCCGGUGCGGCACAUCUUGCGAUUGCCGAUAACGAAUCGGUCGGUACAAGUGCUGGACCCGACCGGAGCCGCCGUCAACCAGACCUACGUGUUUCCCAUUCCGGGGCCCGUAUUGUCGCUCAACGAACGGGACAGCGAAGCUUUAGAGGAACUAGUAUUUGAAGCGCCGGUACCGGCCCUCGGGUUUGUCACUUAUACACUAAAACUUCAGGACGCAGACGAUUCCCCAAUAGCACCGGUAGUGCGUAAAGUUGUCGGUGACUUUUCGGUACAAACUCCUGGCUUUGAUGUGUUUUUCGAUAGGAACGGACGGUUACAGGCGCUGCGGUUCCGCGACUCGGGCCGAAACGUGUCGUUGCGCCAGGAGUUUGCUUACUAUUCGUCUCACUCGGGCACCAAUUCGGGCCCAGACCGGGCGUCCGGGGCCUACAUUUUUCUACCCGAGCCCAAAGAGUUUGCAACCGAUAAUGUGAUCGCACCCGCGGACUGUAACUACAGGGCGCAAGUGGUGGAGAGCCCGGUGCUCACUGAAGUGCACCAUUACAUCCAAAAAUAUCUGUCGCAAGUGAUACGUAUAGACCAUCGGAGCGAUACCAUUGAGAUUGACUAUACGUGCGGACCCAUACCGGUGGCCGACGAGAGCGGCAAAGAGAUUGUGUUCCGGUGGCAAACAGACCUCAACACCGGUGGCGUGUUUUACACCGAUAGUAAUGGCCGGCAAACGAUGCGCCGCCGGCGCGACUAUCGGCCCACUUAUAAGCUGAAUGUUACUCAGCCGGUGUCGGGCAACUACUACCCGGUGAACAAUUGGAUAGCCAUUUGGGACGAAGUGGCCGGUCUGCAAUUGACCAUGCUAAAUGAUAGGGCACAGGGAGGCACCGGGUUCAGAGAGGGCCAGAUCGAGUUGAUGGUUCACCGGCGUAUACUACACGACGACGGUAUUGGCGUCGACGAGCCGCUCGACGAACCGGGUGUUGAUGGCAAUGGUCUGACUAUAAGGGGUCGCUUUUGGCUACAAUUAGCGACAGUUGCCGCAGCGACUGAACUGCACCGGGAGUUGGCUAAUAGGCUAAUGAUGGAGCCGGUGGUGACGUUUAACAGAUUGGCUAAAGGCCAGGCACCGCACUAUUAUAAAAAGCACCGGACCAACUAUACGGCACUGUAUAACCCGCUGCCCCGUAAUAUCCAUUUGCUAACACUGGAGCGAUGGGCGAAUCGGACCCUAUUGUUACGGUUGGAGCACUUUUACCAGUGGAAUGAGUCGCGCGAGUGGUCGGCGCCGGCGAGGGUUGAGCUCCGGGAUGUGUUCCGCGAGUUUGUGGUGUACGACGCGGUGGAGACCACUUUGAGCGCCACCGAGAAUAUUCUGACCACACGUCGGCUCCAAUUCCGGUACACAAAUGCCAAUAACCACUUGUCUCAGGCUUUCAACCAGACUCACAGGUUUGAGCCCAAACGCCAUGAGCUAAACACUACGGAUCUGUCGGUCAUUAUUAACCCGAUGGAAAUUCGCACGUUUAUUGUUAGAAUUAAGCCGAAGUAUUAUUGUAAUAUGUGA